CACCUGUAAAUAAAAGUCUUAAAACCCUAAACAACUUGGCAAAAAAUCUGAAAAAUUAAUCAAAGAAGAUGUCAUACGACGACGUAGAGAUAGAAGACAUGGAAUGGAACGAAGAACUGAAAUCAUUCACGUACCCCUGCCCUUGCGGCGACCUAUUUCAGAUCACAAAAGACGAUUUGAAGAUCGGCGAAGAAAUCGCUCGGUGCCCUAGCUGCUCUCUUUAUAUCACUGUUAUAUAUAACAUGGAAGAUUUUAUUGAUUCUAAAAUCGAUCCCAAAAAACAACAGCAACAAAAUCAGCAGCAGCCUGUUGCAGUUGCUUGAAUAAUGUUUAUUGGAAUUCAGUAUUUUUGUGUUUCUUGUUAUGAUUGAAAUAUAUUAUUAUUGGUUUUUUGUAAUUUUGGAGAUUGUAAUUUGAUACACAUGGUUUUGACUGGCAUUUCAAGUUCUGAUUUUGAGUGA
Molecule: messenger RNA, 461 nt
Organism: Erigeron canadensis
Lineage: Eukaryota; Viridiplantae; Streptophyta; Magnoliopsida; Asterales; Asteraceae
Product: diphthamide biosynthesis protein 3
Exons: 1
Coding region: 69-323 (84 amino acids)
Biological process (GO): tRNA wobble uridine modification; protein histidyl modification to diphthamide
Cellular component (GO): nucleus; cytosol
Molecular function (GO): metal ion binding
Source: RefSeq, a predicted model, not a curated record